AUCUGUGUGAAAAAAUAAUUAACAAGAUAUAAACAUUCAUACCACUGGUUUCCGAGUGGCAAAUCAGCCAAUCACAACGUCUUUCUCGAUUUUGAAAUUUUAACGUUACUUCAAAAUCAAACAAAUCAAUCAAACAACUCAAGCAAGCACACGAAUUCGUUCGGUGCCAAGCCAGGUGAGGAGAAUAAGGAGGGCAUCGCAUUUGAACAAAUUUUAAAGUCUUUGGACGGGCACUGUUUGCCAUUCAUACGUGAUAUUAUUUGCAGAGAAACAGUUUUAUUUUCCUAGACAUGGAUAUUCAAGUAAGACGGCAGCGAACGGUGCAGACAGAGAAUCAAGAAAAUGUGUUCAAUAUUAAAGGCAAGGGUGGCAUAGCUUUGCCAAACAAGAGACAAGGCCUCGCUAUGCGCGGGGCCCUUGGUGAUCUGAGUAACUACCAAGCUCAGCGAGAGAACAUAAUUGGUAAAGUGGCCGAAGCGACAGCAGAGUUCGAGAAGAAGGCGACUCUCAAUCGUGGCCUCUCACGUAGCAAUUACAGUCAUGUCCAAUCUAAGGUGGACACAGGCUUGGCCUGCAGACCCGUCAUUCAGCCUUCAUCAAGGCCUCCACUGCGCAGGGAGGAGAGCACUGCAGGCCUUGCUGCCAGAGCUGCAGCGCGCUCCCGGGCUGUGCUGAAAGACUCAUCAAAUAAACAAAAUGAGAUAAAGGAAUCAAUAAAUAUACUGAUACAAACAAAGAAGACUACACAAGAGAAGAAGAAUGGUAAGCUGCCAACAUUGAAAGAAAAUAAGGAAUCUAAGACCUUGAAGCCAAUCCUUAAAGACCCAACUGAGUCCUUAGGCAAACUUAAAUUAGGUGACACAGUGACCUAUUCAGAAAAAAGCACGUGCAUCAUCGAUCAAAGCAAGUUAGAGAAUGAGGCUGCAAAUAUAAUAAAGACACCAAAACUGCCUAAAGACAUUGAAGAUAUUGAUGCGGGUGACAAUGAAAGUCCACUAUUGAUGUCUGCUUAUAUCAAGGAAAUUUACAAUUAUUUGACUGAACUUGAAUUGAAGUACCCCAUUGAACAUGACCAUUUGAAGAAUCAGACUGUCAUUACUGGGAAGAUGAGAGCCACACUGAUUGAUUGGUUGGUGGAAGUACAGCGACAAUUUUCACUAGUUUUGGAGACAUUCCAUCUUACUGUUGGAAUUAUAGAUAGAUAUUUACAGGCGGUGCCAAAUGUUCAACGGAAUCAGCUGCAACUGGUUGGGGUGACGGCGAUGUUCAUAGCCAGCAAAUAUGAGGAGAUCUACGCGCCCGACGUUGCGGACUUCGUCUACGUGACCGACAACGCGUACAGCAAGUCCGAUGUGUUCCGGUGCGAACGGGAGAUCAUGUCGAAACUAGAAUUCUGCUUGGCGAGGCCCAUCCCCCUCAGCUUCUUGAGAAGAUUUGUGAAAGCAGCUCACGGAACAUCGAAGAACCAUCACCUGGCUAAAUAUUUUGUAGACCUUUGCCUGGUGGAGUACUCAAUGGCACAUUACAGGCCUUCAGAACUGGCGGCGGCGGCGAUCUGCCUCUCUCUUUACUUGCUGUCAAGUAAAACUUUAGAAGUCGUUUGGACACCCACAGUUUCUUAUUAUUCUGGCUACACGCUCGAACAUAUCAUGCCCAUAAUGAGGAAACUAGCUAAAAUCGUCCUAAAUGUUGAAAAUUCUAAAUACAAGGCAGUAUAUAACAAAUAUUUAGAUGCCACCUUAGCCAAAGUGUCGAGUCUCCCGCAGCUAAAAGGCGAAGCGAUCAACGAAAUAGCCAAAUCACCUUAACUUUUUUUAGUGAUGUGUAGGUAUUAAUAUGACUAAUCUUAUUACGCUUGACGCCAGUAACAUUGUAUUGUAUCCAAUGUUUGAUAAACAAUGGACUGAACCUUCGUAGUAUAUACUGUAUUAGGGACCUGUUUGUUUAAGUAGUUUUAAUUUUUAGAUGUAAUUUUAUGUAUGACGGUGAGUUUUAUUAAUUAACUGAACUGUACCUACCUACCAAUGGUUGAUGAUCCCAGUAAUGCUUAUCUAUAUAUUUUGUCAUAUAAAGUAUUUAUUAUUUCAAAAUUUGCAUGUAUUAGUAACAUUUUGGACCACUGGAGGUUUCAGAAAGCUCGAAUGUUGUAAUUUUAAUAUUAUGUACAUGAUGCAUAUUGAAUGUCAUAUCAAAUCCUAAUAAUUCAGGAUGCAUUUUUUUACAUGUUUGCAUUUGUUUUUUAAAGGUAUGAUACGGUAAAUCUAAAAAUAAAAUGACGGGCUUAUGUAACCCAUUUUCGGAUCCAUUCAACCAGCAAAUGAUAUAUUUAAAUUUUGUCCAAUAAAGUAGUAUUUGUCCCGUUCUGUCCCUGUUCUGCCAAUGAAUAUUUUUAAUAGUUUUGUUGAGAUGUAAAUUGUAUCUAGUUCGUAAUAAACAAUGUUCUUUUAGUAAGUUUUACAAGUUUGUGAUUAUAAAAUGUAAUUUUUGA
Messenger RNA from Amyelois transitella, 2488 nucleotides. It is a transcript of the gene CycB, whose product is annotated as G2/mitotic-specific cyclin-B. Gene Ontology annotation, cellular component: cytoplasm; cyclin-dependent protein kinase holoenzyme complex; nucleus. Gene Ontology annotation, biological process: mitotic cell cycle phase transition; regulation of cyclin-dependent protein serine/threonine kinase activity. The coding region runs from base 291 to 1808 and encodes 505 amino acids. NCBI's taxonomy places the organism in Eukaryota, Metazoa, Arthropoda, Insecta, Lepidoptera, Pyralidae. Gene Ontology annotation, molecular function: cyclin-dependent protein serine/threonine kinase regulator activity. The record is from RefSeq and is a predicted model, not a curated record. The transcript has 7 exons.